This is a messenger RNA of Closterium sp. Yama58-4, 1008 nucleotides long. The record is from the annotation of a GenBank genome assembly. NCBI's taxonomy places the organism in Eukaryota, Viridiplantae, Streptophyta, Zygnematophyceae, Desmidiales, Closteriaceae.
AUGGAUGCGAUGUGGACUUUCAAUAGUAUCACAACAACGGCGCCGCCCGCCAGACGUCUCUCGCUUCGGCAUGGCGCCUCGGCGGCGGAUAUUAAAGCCUACAUGAGGGACCUCUUCCACGAGCUCGAAACCACGCGGCUCGCUGGCUUCCCGCUCUCCGUCGACGGCUGGCGGCGCCGGACUGCCGGCGCGCCGCGGCUGCAGGACUGCUACAAGAUUGGGCGGGAGCUGGGGCGCGGGCAUUUCGGCGUGGUGCGCGAGUGCGCAGAUGCGCGCACGGGGGAGCGGUUCGCAUGCAAAACCAUUCUCAAGGACCAAAUUCAGCGACCGGAGGAUCUCAAGGAGUUUCGCGCGGAGGUGCUCGUUCCGCUGCUGCUGCAGGCGGAAGCGGAGCGGGCUGCUGAGGCGGCGCGGAAGGGAGAAUCUGGUCCGAGCGCGCCGAAAGCGGCGGGUUUUGUGCGCCUAUACGAGGUUGCGGAGGACGAGUCCGCGCUGCACCUCAUCGUGGAGCACUGCGCGGGGGGGGAUCUCUUCGACCACGUCGCGCGCAACAAGCGCCUGAGGGAGCGCGAGGUUGCGGGGAUCUUCCGCCAGGUCGUCUCCGCCGUGCUGCGCAUGCACGCGUGCGGAAUCGUUCACCGCGACCUCAAGCCCGAAAACAUCUUCCUCCUCCGCGCGCCCUCCGCCAGCUGCGCUUCCGCUACUCUAGCCAGCGCAGCUACCGACGCGACUUCCGCGGAAUGUUCCGCGGAAGUGCGGGUCGGGGACUUCGGGUUGUCGCAGCAGCUGACCCGCGCGCGGCCGCGGCUGCGCGGAUUGGCGGGGAGCCCGUUUUACAUGGCGCCGGAAAUUGUGCGCGGAAAGGAAUACGGCGCGGAGCCCCUGGAGUCCCAGCCCUACCCUCUCCUGCCAUGCCCCUUCCUCCUCCCACUCUCUCACCUUCUCCCAUUACACAACAGCAAUGUCUUCCCAUGCCUCCGCAACUUCCCGUUGUGCCUCACCAUCUAA